Messenger RNA from Fulvia fulva, 3291 nucleotides. RefSeq names its product Axial budding pattern protein 2. Gene Ontology annotation, cellular component: membrane. The coding region runs from base 1 to 3291 and encodes 1096 amino acids. NCBI's taxonomy places the organism in Eukaryota, Fungi, Ascomycota, Dothideomycetes, Mycosphaerellales, Mycosphaerellaceae. The record is from RefSeq and is a predicted model, not a curated record. The transcript has 2 exons. Gene Ontology annotation, molecular function: calcium ion binding.
AUGCAGAUGUUUGCCAGUGAGACGUACAGGACAGCAGGAGCAGGAGACGGGACAAGCGGUGCACGCAGGGAAGGAUACCACAAGACGUUUCAGCGUCCACUGCAGCUGAUAUAUCCACUUCAGACGAUCAUGGGGCUUCAAGCUGCACGAGCGCUCAAUCGGAGUUCAUGCAUCUUCGCUGCAUUGAUCGUGGUAGCGCGCGCAGCGCCUAACGCAGCGUUCCCAUUCAAUUCACAGGUCCCGACUGUCGCUAGAGUCAAUGAACCCUACAGCUUCCAGUUCUCCGAUUCGACAUUUGCACCGGCCUCAGCAAGCUACGUAUACAGCCUCGCGAGUCAGCCAGCAUGGCUCCUGGUGGACAGCGCGACACGCACUCUGAGCGGUACACCAGGUCAAGCAGAUGCUGGUCCGAUCAACUUCAGUCUGACUGCAGCAGACAGCACGGGAGCAGCGCAUAUGGAUUGCACACUUGUAAUCUCCACCGAUCCAGCACCACAGCCUCCAAGCGACAUUGGCAAGCAAUUGGCGGCCACUACGAACCUUUCCAGCAGCGAUCCUCCCAUUGCAACCCUGCUACCCUCGACUACUUUCAAUUUCAACUUCCAACAAGAGUCUUUCAUCGAUAUUGUGUCGCGAAAACUAUGGUACUACGCUACACUCGCCGAUCACACUCCACUGCCAUCUUGGCUGAAAUUCGAUUCUACGACGCUUACGUUCACCGGCACUGCUCCUGACCUGAGUGCAUUUCCGCAAUCAUGGACGAUCGAACUCAUAGCAUCUGACGUCGAAGGCUUUGCAGGCACAUCGGCCUCGUUUACUAUCGCGAUCGGGACGCAACAGCUGGCUUUUGUGCCAGAAGAGCAGAUAUUGAACAUUACAGCGGGAGAGCAAUUGUCAUCAUUUGCAUUGGGAGACACGCUUUUCCUUAACAACGAGCUACUAGACUUGCAGCAGCUGAAAAGUGCCGUUGCAACAGAUCUGCCUUCGUGGUUGAAGUUUGAUGCCGCAACACUUGAGCUGAAAGGUACUGUGCCACGAGAUGUGACUACAGAAGACAUCUCGAUUUCUGUAACAGAUCAGCUCGGCAAUACCGCAGUCGUGCAAGUCAAUCUCGUUCUAAGUGGCGACACAGAUCUCUUCAGCGGGAGAACCGGCAGCGUCACAGCGCAUGCCGGGGAGCACUUUAGCUACAGCUUCGAGGACACGAUUUCCAGCGACCAAGAUGUAAGCCUUACUGUGGCCUUUCCACCUAGCGCGACCUGGCUCAAAUACGAUUCUGGCGCCAAGACAAUAUCGGGCGAUGUACCAUCCAAAGUUGACUCGAACACCGUGCAAGUCACCUUGCAGGCAUCGAGUGCUGAUGAUGUACAAUCUCAGACUUUGACUAUCAGGAUUGUUGGAGGCGAAGGUAGUACCACAUCGUCGGCCAUCGUAACUGCAUCCACAGCCACUACAACUUCGACUCCCGUGCUAGGGGUAGCGUCCGCACGGACUGGACACCGUCUAAGAGGAGGAGAGAUCGCCGCAAUCGUGAUCCUGAGUGUCAUUGCUGCUGCGCUGCUUCUUGCGGGCCUCGUAUGGUGCCUUCGCCGAAGACGGCGAGAAGCACGCGAGAAUAAGAGGCCCAGCACGCCUACGAAGAACACGAUUUCCCGUCCACUAGCACCUCCUGGAAGCGGCGGCACCAUAAUGGUGACUACAGAAGUUCAGAGAGACGUAGAAAAGGAUGCAGACAGUGCAGUGGAUAUACCCGUGGCCAGCAGGAAGCUGGAACCUCCACCGCAGAUCACAUUAAACCUGCCCACGCACACCGAUGAGUCGCCCAACAGGAGAUCAAAAUGGUCGAAAAGGAUAUCGCGAGUGAGCUUGGUCUCAUCGAUUGGAGCUGGAGAAGACGCCAUUCGAGCCGAUUCGAACAUUCCGAAAUGGGGCGAGAAUGCUAAAAAUCUGCAUACGCCACAUGACAGCUUCUCUAUUCCAGCAGAGCUAGCACGUAUCUCGAGACGAGAGUCGCAUACAUCCCCGACCAAGAAAGCACUGAAGCGAUUGCGAGACAGACAGAGGUCGAGAGAUAGUGCUGGGCUGGGUGUUCAUGCUAGCGCUUCGGGUGGCAUUGCACGGCAUUCUUCGAGGAACUCAUCACGGAACAAGCACCGAAGAGCAAGGAGCAGUUUCGGCGGCUUGUCCACCACGAGAGAAGCUAGCGAUGUGGGCUCGAUACGGACAACAGGCACGAGUGUGCUGUCUACGAAGGCAUCCGAGUUCCCCAUGCCGCCAUCUACACCUGGCCACUCGAUGUCUCUGUCUGUUCCAACACUGUCUACAGCAAUGUCAAUCUUUGGCGCAGAUCCAAAGAGGAAGAGCAUCAGGAUGGUGGAGAGGAGUGACAGCACUAUUGAUACACGACCUCUUGAAGAGAAAAGGCAGUCUUAUAUCAGACAUCGUGCGAGUGCCGUCCGCAAUCGCGUCAGCACAAACGUCGAAAGCCCACUUUUCGCGCAUGGCUCCCGAGCAGGUUCAUCGAGUCACAGUAGGCAGAAUGGGAGUCGAUCAGCAAAUGGGUCUUCAUCAGGCAGCGUACGGCACUCCAGGACAAGGACAAGAUCGAAGAACAGCAAGAGCAUGCUCACCACAUACUCGGAAUCAUCAUCUCUCGAGCCACACGCCGACGACGCUCGACGUUCCGCAAUGAAAGAGCAGAAGCGACUCAGCGAACGCUUGCGAUCCUCCUUCGCACCCACGUUCCCACGCGUCAUGAGCCGCUACUCCGUCACAGCGGAAGACGCAGCAGCCGACCAAGACGACGACUGGACCACGUCAGAAUCAACUUCCAGCAAUGGCGGCAACUGGAAGUCAAACCCGGAACCAUCACACUCCAGACUCGAGAGAAUCUCCAUGAACAGCGACGACUGGCGAGCAGAACUCGCAAAGCCGCGAAACGAACGAUCAUUCGUCUUACCCGACAGCAUGAGCAAGGCCAAAGCACCACGGCCUGACCAAGUCGCCACGAGAAGACCCGUGAGCGUUGAGGACGUGCAGAGGUUGAGUAGCAUGAAGGCUGAGACUGAUGCUGCUACGACUGCUGGGAGCGAGGGAGAUUGGGAGGAUGCUGAUGAGGACACGGAUGAGGAAGAGGCGGUGGAGGCGGGAUUGAUGGCGAGGAUGGAGAGGAUGGCGAGGUUGGGGACGCCGGGGAGGGGGAUGGUGAGGGUUAUGCCGUUUGGGAAUGGGAAUGGGAAUGGGACUGCGGCGAGUGGGAGGAGUGAUGUUAGUGGGCCUGCUUUCUUGUAG